Molecule: messenger RNA, 1094 nt
Organism: Arabidopsis thaliana (thale cress)
Lineage: Eukaryota; Viridiplantae; Streptophyta; Magnoliopsida; Brassicales; Brassicaceae
Gene: SYP73
Product: syntaxin of plants 73
Exons: 8
Coding region: 358-948 (196 amino acids)
Biological process (GO): intracellular protein transport
Cellular component (GO): endomembrane system; cytoplasm; membrane
Molecular function (GO): SNAP receptor activity
Source: RefSeq, marked reviewed
UCAGAAGAAACCUGAAAAAACCUUUCGGAGAAAUCUCCGGCGAAAAAGAACCCUAGCGUCGAGCGGCGAAGAUGGGCGUAAUUGAUUUGAUCACUAGGGUUGAUUCCAUCUGUAAAAAGUACGAAAAGUAUGAUAUCAAUAGACAGAGAGACGCUAAUGUCUCCGGCGACGAUGCUUUCUCCCGCCUUUACUCCGCCGUCGAAUAUGCUCUCGAAACUGUUCUUCAGGUUCGUUUAGAUUUCUCCGAUUUCGUUUCGUUCUCUGUAUGUUUUUGUUUUGUUAACUGUAAACUUGUGAGGGACGUUAUAGAAAACAGAGGAUUUGUCGUCUGAGACAAACAAAGCGAAAGCUGUGGCGAUGAACGCAGAGAUUCGAAGAACUAAAGCUCGAUUGCUUGAAGGAAUUCCAAAACUUCAGAGGCUUUCUCUCAAAAAGGUCAAAGGACUUUCAAAGGAGGAGCUUGAUGCUAGGAAUGAUUUGGUUUUGUCAUUGAGAGAUAAGAUUGAGGCCAUACCAGAAAGCUCUGCUCCUGUUGUAGGUGGUUGGGAAGCUUCAACAUCGUACUCGAAUAUCAGAUUCGAUACUAAUGUCUCGGAUGACAGAAUUGGUAGUGAAUAUUUCCAGCCAACCGGAGAGUCUGAUCAGUUUAAGCAAGAGUAUGAGAUGAAAAGAAUAAAACAGGAUCAAGGAUUGGAUUACAUAGCUGAAGGACUGGAUACACUCAAGAAUAUGGCUCAGGACAUCAAUGAGGAACUUGAUAGGCAAGAACCACUCAUGGAUGAAAUAGAUACAAAGAUUGACAAGGCAGCUACUGACUUGAAAAGCACCAAUGUGAGGCUCAAGGAUACUGUAACAAAGUUGAGAUCCAGCCGCAACUUCUGCAUAGACAUCAUCCUCUUAUGCAUACUCCUGGGAAUCGCUGCCUUCAUAUACAACUCUGUGAAGUGAAAGCUGGUGAUGCCUGUCAUUUACAUUACACAUGUUUAUGGUAGAGACAAAAUAUGGAAGUUUCACUUUUCAUCUGUCUAUUAUACACCCAUGUAUUUUAAAAUAUGCUUAUUAGUUGGUCUAAAUAAAAUAGCAAGUAAACUCCA